Anopheles stephensi (Asian malaria mosquito) is the source of this 1060-nucleotide messenger RNA. Its product is annotated as RING finger protein narya-like. The transcript has a single exon. Gene Ontology annotation, cellular component: synaptonemal complex. The record is from RefSeq and is a predicted model, not a curated record. Gene Ontology annotation, biological process: homologous chromosome pairing at meiosis; reciprocal meiotic recombination; protein sumoylation. Gene Ontology annotation, molecular function: SUMO transferase activity. NCBI's taxonomy places the organism in Eukaryota, Metazoa, Arthropoda, Insecta, Diptera, Culicidae. The coding region runs from base 76 to 1056 and encodes 326 amino acids.
UCAGUUCUGUGCGACGAAUUGACCCAUUAUCAGUGUUAAAGUGGUCGAUAAAGAUUAGUAAAACUACACCUAGCCAUGUCUGCGCAACGGUGGAUCCACUGUGGACUCUGUAACAGUCUGCAGGCAGACAACGAAACCAAAUUCUAUCACCUAUCCUGCGCCGAUAUACUUUGCCGAUCGUGCAUGAGCAAAACAAACCGUGGAACAAGCUGUCCCGUGUGCAAGCGUUCGCUGGAUCACUUUAUCGAACUCGGUGAUGAGAUGAGCAGGAAGGAGAAAAUGCUUUACCACCCGUCACCGGUCAGCUUCUAUCAGAUCGCUGCCCAAACGCUCGCCUUCCAACACAAACACCGGCAGCAGCUGGUGCAAGCGAUACUGAAGGCACGCGAAUCGUUACACCGGCUAGACGAGCUGGAAACGCAAAUACGACAAAAGAUUGUGGAAACCCAAAAGCGGUACGAAAAUAUGCGUCUGUAUCGAAGAAGCUUGCAGGAGAACAUGCGCCAAACAAUCGUCUCCAGUGGUAGAAGUAGCACAGCAGUGGAUACGAUGCGCCCGGAAGCAGCGGGAGGAUUUUUCCAGCGAAGAGUAUCAACUCAUACGCCUUCUUCGGUACAACCCAGCUCAAGUGCUUUACAAUCGCAGCGAAGAUUUUCCAUGGAUUCAUUCAAUUUGGACAACAGUGUGAAGAUGUCGCAGGCAAACUCUUCGACUGAUUCCGGCAUCGGUUUAACACCCUCGUCCGAUGCUUGUUCUGUUGGCAGUGGUCGUCCCAUGUCUAGCAGUACACCGAAAACAAUAUCUCCAAUCAAAACGGGCGGAAUAACUCAGCGACGUACAUCGAUAGCAGUUGGUGGUGGUUUGCAAACGAAUUACACACCCUUCAAGGCACCGAGAAGAUAUUCAACUACUUCGUUCAAACAAUUUAUUGGCGGACAGAGCACUCCAGCAGGCGGUAGAUCUAAUCCCGGUGAGACUUUAUCCAGUUCUUUGUUUAUGGCAAAGCAAGCGGCUACUACAGCUAUUAGUUCGUUUUAUAUGGAUAAUAAAAAAUGAUUAU